AGUGUGUUGAGGGUGGACCACAGCAGGAGACUGAGACAAGAAAUCACAACGACUGCUCUAGUCUAGCUUUUUACACACUUGUACAACACACGGAAGAACCGGGUUCAAAUCUUGGAAUUUGAGAUGAUCAACUGAUACUUGAUGGAACUCUGACGUACACCGAGUACACGCAAACCUUUGACGUCAUCACCGAAUACACACUCUCUGUGGAGUCAUCAACGUGUACGCACCAAUAGUGAACUUACCUGCGAGAACACAACAAUCGUGAGGUCAUCACGGAGUACACACUAUCUGUGACGUCAUCCCCGAGUACGCACUAUCUGUGACGUCAUCCCCGAGAACACACUAUCUGUGACGCCAUCACCGAGUACACAUCAACUGCAAAGUCAUCACCAAGUACACACCAAUUGUUGACGCCAUCUAUCCAGAAAGCUCUGACAUUUCCGUCAUGUCCGAAGUGACACAUUCUCUAUACCGAACUGCUGUCUUUACCAGUGGCGUCGCCGAGUGAGCCGAGCUGAAAGAACGGUUGGCGCUGGUCGCUGGUUGCUCGUACUGAUUUCUGGUCAUUGUUGUUGGUUGCUGUUACCGGUUGUCGUUGCCACUGCUGGCUGCUGUUGUCGAGUUCUGGUUGCUGUUUGCUGGAUUUGCUGAUUAUUCACGGCUGGUUACUGAUAGCUUGUUGCUGUUUUUGGUUGCUUGUUGCUGAUUACUGGUUGCUGGAUUUUCUGACUGCUGUUUGCUGAUUUCUGGAAUUGCUGUUUGCUGGAUUUGCUGAUAACAGGCUGCUAGUUGCCUUGUUGCUGGUUGCUGCUCGCUGUUGGCGGUUGUGAGCGUGCGUGCGUGAGAGGACUAGAUGAUGGAGCCGUGUGACGUGCUGGGAGCGAUGACGGGUGUGUUUGCUGUGGUGUGUUGCUGGCUGAGCGCGGUGUUCCCGACACAUCUGAGUCCUGUCAUGGCGGCCUCCGUCAACAUGACCCGACAAGACGUGCUGGAGAUCCUGAUCGUCAACUCCAGUACCUACAACGCGCGGAUAGCCCCGGACUAUGAGCAGGUCGUUGUUGUUUUCAGGAACGAGAAGAAGGGAGAGUUCCACAUAGUGACCGUCCCCAACAGGCUGAUGCACCUCUAUAGGAACGGCACCAUCUACUACAGCAUGAGUCUGUUUGACAGUCUGUGUGGUUUACCAGUGUGUACUACAGAGGGAGGUGAUGGAUACGGAUACACCACAGAGAACAUUAUCUACAGAUGGAUCGACCACAAACCGAUCGACUAUCAGGACAACCUGCAACUGUCGCAGUACACGCUCGUUGGGGAGUCUUUGGAUAACUGUACCAAGACUUAUAAAGAAACAGUUCUGACAAUGACCACACAGAGCUCAGGCGCCCGCUCCUCUCUGCCCCGAGUGAGUUACGUGAAGGCUAUAGACGUGUGGAUGGCGACCUGUCUCUUCUUCGUUUUCGCCUCCCUGCUAGAGUUCGCCUACAUCAACGUGCUGGCUCGUAGGCGCAUGCCCUACCAGUGCUUUGGCACGCCCGAGAGUAUGGAGACUUCGCCGGGAGCCAAUGGGGGAUGGCCCGGUUUGUGUUCCCCCUGGCCUUUGUGAUGUUCAACAUGACCUACUGGCUCAUCUACGUCUUCGUGGAGUUCGACUGACCGCUUCCUCUACGCCUACUCUCAAGGUCGUGACCUUUGACAUGCUGUGCUUCAACAGCCAUUUUCUCACUCCCCACGGUGGUUCGUGCUGACUUUUUCUGGUACUGAACACAACACACGAAUUCCGCAGUGGGUCUCAUCAGUGAACGCAACGCAAGCUUGACGGAACCAAAGAUCGUACAUAAUAAGAUGGUCCACUCCUCUCUUUGAGCCAAUUUUAAACAACUUUCUUCAAA
Molecule: messenger RNA, 1892 nt
Organism: Aplysia californica (California sea hare)
Lineage: Eukaryota; Metazoa; Mollusca; Gastropoda; Aplysiida; Aplysiidae
Product: gamma-aminobutyric acid receptor subunit alpha-3-like
Biological process (GO): nervous system process; signal transduction; chemical synaptic transmission
Cellular component (GO): membrane; neuron projection; synapse
Molecular function (GO): neurotransmitter receptor activity; chloride channel activity; transmembrane signaling receptor activity
Source: RefSeq, a predicted model, not a curated record